AUGGAUGUUGAUGAUCUCUACGAUUCUGCUGACGACGACAUAGACGAUUAUUACGAUGACUAUGACGAUGACAUGAAUCCAGACGUUGAAGAGUUGAAGAAGAGCGAGUCUGAAGAUGCAGAAUUUGAAUGCCUAAACGUUUUUCAGGUAGAACGGGUACUUAAUGAGAGCGUUGCUGCGUUAGCCGAAAAGGAAGCAAUUUCACCUACACUGGCACGUAUGCUACUUCAUGCGAAUGAGUGGGAUGUAAACAAGCCAGUGGAAUCCUUCCCUCCAGGCGGUGCAUCAGUCUCACGACAAAGCUCGGCCCUCUCUUACUGUGCUGUAUGUGCUGAAGAUGGUCUGCUGGAAAUGCGUGCUUUAGCAUGCGGCCACUCAUUCUGCGCGAUGUGUUGGCGUUUACACAUCGAAGCCAAGCAAGUUUUCCGUUUUGGAAUUAUCUUUUAUGGAAUGACUGGCGAUUGUUGCAGGAUUUCUGAAGGUGUGGCGUCGCGAUUGGAAUGUAUGGAACCGAGCUGCAGCCUUCUUAUGUCCCAGUGA
Molecule: messenger RNA, 540 nt
Organism: Cooperia oncophora
Lineage: Eukaryota; Metazoa; Nematoda; Chromadorea; Rhabditida; Trichostrongylidae
Source: the annotation of a GenBank genome assembly